Arachis duranensis is the source of this 1784-nucleotide messenger RNA. RefSeq lists its product as uncharacterized. The record is from RefSeq and is a predicted model, not a curated record. NCBI's taxonomy places the organism in Eukaryota, Viridiplantae, Streptophyta, Magnoliopsida, Fabales, Fabaceae. The coding region runs from base 426 to 1274 and encodes 282 amino acids. The transcript has 2 exons.
UGGCAUUCAAAGGUCAGUGUCUUUUGCUUCUAUUCUUCCUUCUUUUCUUUGGUUUUCAUGAUGAAAAAACCAGAGGAUAAAGUGGUUGAGGUUAAGGAUGGCCUUUAUAAAUGGGUUCACACAGACGUUAAUUGUCGUGCGUCCCUUUAUUAGAACCCGAAAAUGCUGGCUUCGCUUAAUGCUUCAGACUAAGUUCGCAAGGACACCGGUUGUGGCAUUGAGUUGAUUGCUUGCAAUGGGAAAGUAAGGGUCUGUGAAAAAAGGCGGAUUGGGCGUAUUUUUAUGCUUAUACUUGUUCGUUCUCUGAGUUGAAUUUGAAGCUUCCUUUCACCAAUUUUGAAUGCAUGGUUUUGACCCAAUUGAACUGUGCUCCAUCUCAGCUUCAUCCCAAUUCUUGAGCUUUUCUUCGUGGUUUUGAGAUUCUAAUGAUGUUUUUAAAUCACACACCCUCGUUGAACCUGUUUUUCUCGCUUUUUCAAUCGAAAAGAGUUCGCAGAGGUCUCUGGAUAAACUUGAGUAGUUACCCAGGACGCGCUUUGUUUUCUUUAUUUAAAUCUUCUUUCAAAAGUUUUAAGGAAAUGUUUGUGAAAAUCCGUUCUUCUGAGACUGAGUAUCCCUUUUUUCUUGAUGAUGAACUGGGAGAAAAUUUCCCUCUCUAUUGGUGUCCUGAACCCAUGCAAGUUCUUGAUGCCUUAGAGAGAUUUGGGGAGGAUGAUCUAAUUUUGGAUUAUCUGAUUGAUGUGCUUUCUUCUGGUAAAUUAUUGUCCAUUGCCGAGCUUCUUAAGGUUGAGACUGAUUCUGAUGGGUUGAGUGAAUAUAUUGGUGGGAGGGUUCCGAGCUUGUCCUCAGCAAAUAUGAGAUCGUUUUUGGAGAAGAAAAGGGAAGGAACAGAUGCUUCUGCGAGUAAGGUUUUGAAGGAAGAUAACGCUGAUGUCGCUCAGUCAAGUGUACAUCCGCGUGGGGAGAAGAGGAAAAGUCCUGAGCCGGAAGGUUCACUCGAGAUUCUCUCUGGUUUUGACGUUACUGCCGGCUCCAGGAUCAGGAGUGGUGUUAGGAGGCAAAUACCAUUGCACGAAUUUGUGUCUGAGGGGAGUUCAGAAUCUGUAUGGAGUAAUCGGUUUCCAUUUUCUGCUGUUUCGGAUAAGGUCGGUCAGAAUGCUCAUGAUGUUCAGCUUUUGAAAGAUGUUGGCAAAGAGGUUGUUGGGAAGUAUAUGCAUGUUAGUCUUUUUGCAAUUUUGUUUUCCAUUAUUCUUGGAAAAUUUUGGUAUUUAUAAUAAUGUUUUUUACAGGUUAUUGAUACUAGGCUGCUUUGUGUUGGUCGUAGUGCUGAGCUUUUAGGCGCUCAGGAAAAGAAAAAUGCUGAAAAGGUCAAGCUUCUUGAGAAAUCACUUUUUGAAAGAGACGAAGUGAUUAUGGAUUUGACCAAGAGAAUGAAAGAUUUGGAAAAUGGUGUUGGGAGUUUGCAAGGCCAGAUUCGCUCCUUGCAGGAGCAGUCGAAGGAAUCUGACUUGGAGAAAGAAAGAUUGACUGCUCGGAUUCAGUAGCUAGAAGAUGGAGGCAUAGAAAUGUUUGUUGCCGGGUUUGACUGAGAUGUGAGUCAGGUGUCUGUCUUUGCUCCUGACUUCGAUGUCAGUCUGUUUGAUGUUAUGAAAAUAGUUGUUGGGGGAAUUUGGUGGAUGAUGAACCUGGGGAUGAAGCCCAGGAAGAAAAUGUGGAUGUUAAUGAUAAGUGAAUGUUUGUCUAUUGUUGAUCUUUGUAGACUUUGUUAGAGCUUUAGAUUGCUC